AUGCUCCGUGUGCUUGGUCAGCGUCUUCUGUCACGUGGAGACUUAGUCCACACUUCGCGCUUCUUCUACGCGUCAGUCACUGUACUUCACGGACAACAGUCUAAUCAUACGAACAAUACCACGAAUGUGAACAUCAAAUUUAAGCUACGUGACGACACUCUCAAGGAAGUGAAAGCCAAGACGGGUAUGUCCAUUUUGGACGUAGCACAUGCCAAUGAUAUUGAUCUUGAGGGUGCAUGCGAGUCAUCUAUGGCCUGUUCCACCUGUCACGUGAUUCUUGAAGAUUCCGUAUUUGACAAGCUGGAAGAACCGUGUGAAGAUGAAGAAGAUAUGUUGGACAUGGCUUUUGGACUAACGGAUACGUCCAGAUUAGGGUGCCAAGUUGUCGUACAAGAAACAUUUGAGGGUACAAUCGUGACGCUUCCUAAAGCCACGCGCAACUUUUACGUCGACGGUCACGUCCCAAAGCCUCAUUAA
Molecule: messenger RNA, 477 nt
Organism: Plasmopara halstedii
Lineage: Eukaryota; Oomycota; Peronosporomycetes; Peronosporales; Peronosporaceae
Product: ferredoxin 1-like protein
Exons: 2
Coding region: 1-477 (158 amino acids)
Biological process (GO): P450-containing electron transport chain
Cellular component (GO): mitochondrion
Molecular function (GO): 2 iron, 2 sulfur cluster binding
Source: RefSeq, a predicted model, not a curated record